Seriola dumerili (greater amberjack) is the source of this 884-nucleotide messenger RNA. RefSeq names its product apolipoprotein B-100-like. Lineage: Eukaryota; Metazoa; Chordata; Actinopteri; Carangiformes; Carangidae. The annotation marks the transcript as partial. The transcript is spliced from 3 exons. Gene Ontology annotation, biological process: cholesterol homeostasis; triglyceride mobilization; cholesterol transport. Gene Ontology annotation, molecular function: cholesterol transfer activity; low-density lipoprotein particle receptor binding. The record is from RefSeq and is a predicted model, not a curated record. Gene Ontology annotation, cellular component: very-low-density lipoprotein particle; low-density lipoprotein particle; mature chylomicron.
ACUACAUGGAAAAAUAUGGUGCCGAGUUCCCUUACAUUCAGAACUUCAGACUACCUGAUAUGCCUGAGAUUUCCCUGCCAGAGACACUGUUCCUGAAUACUGAGGCAAAGGCUAUUUACUACUUCAACAAUGAGCGCUUCACCAUCGUUAUCCCUCUCCCUCUUGGAGGAAAGUCAACAGAGGAGCUUAACUUCCCACCAGCUUUGACCACACCUAGCAUGUCUCUACCCCAGUUUGGACUGGAUAUUGUCUCCAUGGAGAUCCCCAUCCCAGAGCUUGUUGUCCCUGAGAGCUUUACUCUGUCUAUUCCUCUUUUUGGCAAAGCUGAAGUUUACGCUCUGAUGAGGAGCAACCUGUAUGACAUGGAGGCCUCAAUGGCCGCUGGCAAAGAUGUUGUGGAAACUCCAAGCUACUCAGCGAAGUUUGAUGUGAAAGGAACCUCCCCACUUGAAAUCCUUUCAAUAAAGAUUGAAGGCUCAGGAAUGUUGUCCACCACUGAUUCCAUUAAGGCCCAGUUGAAGAGCUUUUUGGCCCAUAAAUUCAUUGAAGCCAGUGUUAGUAUCACUGAGGAUGUAACCAUCACUGACAAAAUCAAUUUGAGAUCAAACAGCAAGAUUGAAGCCACAAGUCCGUUUGGUCUCAAUUUUGCACUAGAGCACACGGGUAUGGCAGGAAUCAAUACUGAAGAAAUCUCUGCAGAUAACAACUUUGAGGGAAUGUUCAAGGCUGGACCUAUGUACGGCAAGACCACUUCGACCCAGUCAGUUACCAUCUUCCCAUUCAGGCCAGUGGCAAAGAUUGAUUCUAUUGUUCAGUUUGACUCCACAAUUGUUAGGGGCCAAAACACAUUUACAGCAUCCCUUGCCAAUGGUGAAUUCUCAGUU